Cercospora beticola is the source of this 1346-nucleotide messenger RNA. RefSeq lists its product as uncharacterized. NCBI's taxonomy places the organism in Eukaryota, Fungi, Ascomycota, Dothideomycetes, Mycosphaerellales, Mycosphaerellaceae. The record is from RefSeq and is a predicted model, not a curated record.
GAACAGGUCUCCAGGCAACAGCGUCGCCCUCACUCACUUGAGCUCAUAUCCGGAGUGGACAUUUCAGCUUCUUCCGACGUCGCUCACAUGACAUCCUGAACAUCACUCGAAUUCAGCACAGGCCAAAGACAAAUGAUGGUUUACACACAGCAAUUCCAGCGUCGCGAGCUUCUCACAAAAUUGAUCAUUUCAACACCCAAACUGCGAAGCCUUGGUUACCAAGAGGAUUCGAGUGAUGUCGACGACCGACGACCACGAGCUGCGUUUCACUUGAGAAAAAAUCUUCCGCCGAUUAAUUACGACGUCCGCGAGAGUUUCAAAGAUCUGUCUCUGUACCUCGAUAAGAGGGCAGAAGAAGUGAUGCAGUCACCACCGAAGCCCGAAGGAACGGGCACGCCCAAACGUCGCACAACUCGCUUUGGGGGUGUCGCUCGAACGGGAAUGUACUCUGAUGAAUUGAACUUUCCACAGCUGAGCGCCGGUGACUCUGGCGAUGCAUUAACGAAGACGCCACGUCGCUCAACUCAUCUCUCGAAACAAAAGAAUGGCAGUACCAGUUACAUCGAAGCCAAUGAGUGGAAAUCGGGAGUGCGAUUCUCGAUGCGCGAGCAGAACAAUACCAGCGAGGAGCCUUUGUUAAGCCGCGACGUGACUGACCUCUGGGAUGAUCAAGCCUGGAUGCCAUCAAACAGAAACGCUGGAAAGCAUUUGGCUGCUUUGGACCAAAGGAAUGGAGGCAGUGGAGAGACGGCGCAGUUCAUUCUGCGCCCACAACCUCCGAGAAGUUCUCGCAAGCGCAUCGUAAAAGACGACGACGACGACGACGACGAAGGUGAUUCUAUUCGCGUUGCUAAGCGCCCCAAAUUUCUUCCUACGCCUUCAGUAACGGACACGGUUGAUCUCACCACGCCUCCGCCCGAGCUCCCGGAGAUGCCUACGGCACCCGUCAAGAUCAAACGCGAACGGAAAGAAUCAGCCACAGAUCGCAGCUUCACCAUGUCUAUCGAACCAGUGAACGGGAAGGAUGCAGAACUUCUCGAGCAGCUGAGAAACCUACUGCGGCAGUACCAGGCCAGCGUCAUACUCAAACGUCCAGAUCUGGAGAAUACUGUGCUUGCUGUAUUGAGAAGCAGCAACAUCCCGCACGCCGUCUUCAAUGAGUUUGCAAGCAUUUGUUAUAGCGGAUUGGAAGGUGGCCCACUGCGACCGGAUUCGAGCCUGGGAGAAUGGUUGAAGGAACGUUGGGUGCAAUACAUGACCAACUCCAAUGCGAGCGGAGGUUAGUGAGUGGAAGUCUACGCAAGAGAUAAAGGGCAACGGGGAACUUGGACCCGAAUCAUGGCGCU